AUGCACUUAAGAUGCACUUUUUCUUAUUUACUGUACCUAUGUAGACACGUGUUUUUCUUAAUCUUACUCAAUCUUUUAUUUAUUUUUAUCUCACCUUCCCUCUAUCCACUUUUUUACGUUCUCUCACUCUCUCACAUAAUCAUCUUUCUUUCUUUCACACUUUUUUCUUUCUUACUUUCAGGUAUAAUUUUUACCUCUCUCAUGUACCGUCAUUCCUUCUCUUUCCCCACUCACGUAUUGCCUUUCUUCCUCCCUAAUAACACUUUUCUCACUACUUUCUUUCUUCUAUGUUUCGUUUCUUCACCUCCCUCUCACAUAAUCUUUCUUUCUUUUUAUCCAUUCACGUAUUGUCUUUAUUCCUUUUCCUCCUCCUACAUAUCGUUUUUCUUUUUCUCUUCCUUUCAUACAUCAUGCUUUUCCCGUCUCAUAUCUUCUCUGUCUUUCCCUACUCACGUAGUCUUUAUCUCUCUUUCUUCUCUCCUCUCACACUGUUAUAUACGUUUUCUUUCUUCCUCUCUUCAUCUUAUCUAUUCCUCCCUAUUGGGUUAUAUUCUAUCUAAUUUUAUGAGAACUUGA
Molecule: messenger RNA, 576 nt
Organism: Acanthosepion pharaonis
Lineage: Eukaryota; Metazoa; Mollusca; Cephalopoda; Sepiida; Sepiidae
Source: the annotation of a GenBank genome assembly